Molecule: messenger RNA, 851 nt
Organism: Procambarus clarkii (red swamp crayfish)
Lineage: Eukaryota; Metazoa; Arthropoda; Malacostraca; Decapoda; Cambaridae
Source: RefSeq, a predicted model, not a curated record
CCAGUUAACUUUCAGCUGCUCACCGUCAGCUGUACAGCGUCUUCAACAUGACCAAGCAGCUGCUGCUGUUGUCGCUCUCGUUGCAGGUGGCGUGGGUGGCGGCGCUGCUCCGCGGCCUCCCUGCCGGAACCUGUAAGCCAGUGUGUAGCGGCAAGUUCCCUCAGGAUAAAGUAGCGGAUCCUGCCAACUGCACUAAGUAUUACAUAUGUUUGGAUGAUGAAACGCCCUCGGUCAUUUCAUUUCCUUGUCCAGCUGGUCAAGAGUUCGAUGCAACAACCACAUUCGAGUGUGUUACACCUGCUGAUGGUGCCCCACCUUGCGUCGCUAGCUGCACAAUACCACCUUGCCGCACAACAUGCACCAACGACCCGGACGCGAUUCCUGAUCCGAAGAAUUGCAACAUGUACUACGUUUGCUCGGGUGGCAACAUUCUGGGACCAUUAGAAUGUCCUGCUGGCAAACCUUACUUUGACAGCACCGGCCGGGCCUGUGCCGCGAGCUCCUCCGUGUGCUGCAGUGACCCGUGUGUUGCCAUGUGCGUGGAGGGGCAAGCACAGACCCAAGACCCCUACGACUGCCACAAGUUCUACUACUGCGCCGCCGUGGGACCAGCCGAAGAUAUGUAUCAUUCUACCUGCCCAUCAGAUGAAAUUUUUGAUUCAGAAUCGAAUGCGUGUGCAUCAGAUGUUGAUUGUAACACAGUGUGUGGCGACAUCACGGUCCCCGGCGAAAGUACGACUACUCCAUCUCCUGACUGCCUGGAUUCAAUGACGUGCACGGCAGUGGGACGAUUCCCCAAAUGCCCGACGUGUGACCAGCAGUACUUCAACUGUCGCAAUAUCGCGCUCUGA